Molecule: messenger RNA, 2829 nt
Organism: Torulaspora globosa
Lineage: Eukaryota; Fungi; Ascomycota; Saccharomycetes; Saccharomycetales; Saccharomycetaceae
Gene: FAR11
Product: Far11p
Exons: 1
Coding region: 1-2829 (942 amino acids)
Biological process (GO): cytoskeleton organization
Cellular component (GO): cytosol
Source: RefSeq, a predicted model, not a curated record
AUGGUGGAGAAAGAACGAACGGAAUUGCCUUCAAGGUCAGUAUCUUUGGGUAACCUGAGACCCAAAUCGAAUCUGAAGAAAAACCUGAACUUCUUCGACGACACUUCUACAAGGGCACAUACUGUUAGCAGUGGUAGCAUUGAGCUAAACAAGUCCGCUGACGAGAGGAAGCAUGAUUUGAACAACAUGCUUUACUUUAAGGCGAGCAUAGCUGAGGGCAUGCUGAAUAGUCAACGGAUAAAGAGAAAAGCAGCGGCAGGACGCGGUCAGGAAAGCUUUAGAAUGCGAUCUGGAAUCGAAGGGAAUGUCACUACAGUGGCCUGUGACAGCGAGGAGGACGACGAGGUGAAGAACGAGGAUUCUAACGAGUUCGAUGAGAACAGAGAGCUACAAGAAGGUGACCGGCAAGGCGAUGUUGACGAGGACUUCAGGCUUGGAGAGAUUGCCGAAGGAGAGGAUGACGAAGAGUUUGCAAAUGUUGAUGAAAUAGACGGACCAAUAUCGGCAAAAGGUAACGAAGGUCUGAAUGGCACUAUGAGCGAAAUAGACUACAAUAUGCCCGUUGAUGCUGAGUUUCAGAGGAGCCUUGAUGAGCGGGCUGCCGAAAUCGAUAAAUCCUCAACUUUUAGGCCGAUUUCCAUUCCGAAAGUAGAGUGGUCACUGCAGGACUUUAAUGGGCUUUACAUCGAUCUGGCAGACUGGUUCUGCGCUUCCGACUUUACUUUCUUCCCUGCUCUCCAAGCAGAGUUCGAUAAGAAGGUUCCCGAAUCGGGCAGGUUCCUAACUGAUUCAAAGUUUGCGUCAACUGUCAUCUCUCGUCUCGUGAAAGACGCGUUGGUUAAUCCUGCAUCAGGACUCCUGGUAUUGACGUACGUCUCUCUUGGAACGUUUGCUUCCUCUGAUAGUUUGGAUCGGCACACGGAGCAUAUACGCCGAAACAAUCUACUGCUUUGCUCGGAGGUUCCGAAUCUCGUCGAACUUUUCAAGAUCAUCGCCAUAAAUUGCCGCGAUGAUUCUGAGAAUCUCAAGGAAAGUACGAUGCUACUAUUUUAUUCUAGUACGAUCCUUUACUUCAUAUCCAGCGUUUGCAUUGAUCUCAGAGAGGAAAAUCUUCGAGAAAUACAAGAGACUAUAGAAUCACUCGAGAAAGCUGAUAUACUGCAGUUUCUGACCCGUUACAUAGAACAUUGGCGUUGGAACAGCAGGCUUUCAAUGAGAAUCCGCAACAUCAUUAAUUUACUGUACAAACUGCUCGUCCUUCAGUUUGGUGACAGAAAUUUGCAUAAAAGGACUAAAGAGUAUAUCUGCGAGUUGCAUGGCAUCAAGCGCUCAAAUAACAGCAGCACAAAGCAAUGUACAAUAUCACCACUGCAUUAUCAGGCCUUCCGCGAGGACAUAACAGCGAGAUUUCCAGAUUACGUUACGCCGACUGGCGGCCUGCCAGCGGAUGGAGAUAAUUCAAAUUCCCUCUCUCAAUUCUUAGAGAUUCCUCGUUCUAAGGUAAAAAACCCUAUGAAUCUCAGCUUGGCAGUCCCGGAACAGCAUCUGGCGACGCCAGCCCCAUCGCCUCCUGGUUCUCCGAGCACCGUCCAAGCGAACACGAACUUUAGAACUAGGAAAUCUUUUCAAACAAACAUGGCUUACCCAUGUCUAUAUCCAUCGGAUGAUGAAGACGGAAAGGAUGAUUUAAGCGAAAGAAUUGAGCUUAAUGGAAGCAGCGAUAACUCUGAAGUUAUUGUGCCGUACAGCAUACAAGAGGCUUCAAAGAUAUUAUCUGAGAAUGUUGAUAUCAAGUUGAGCGUGAAACAACUGUGGCAUGAGCGAGAAUUGUUUAUGAUGACUGAACGUGGAUGGAAAGUCGAUCUUACGAUUGAUCCGUUUAAAUACUCGGUAGGAAAGCAGGGAAUCAAGGAGCCAAUUGAGAUAAUGAACCGAAUAGAAUCGUAUUACGCGAAUUGUCUCCCAAGUCUAAAUUCUCUAGUAUUUGUGCUUUUGCAAACGGUUGAAUCGAACCUUACCAACAUUAAUUAUCGUCGUGCAGAUUUUGCAGAUGACACCAAAAUAUCCUCAUUGAUGCCAAGAUUGGAGAUAAAUAGGACUAAAGAGAUAUCAAUGAGAUCAUCCCUUGGAAUUAUUUUCCUACUUUUGAAAUGGUUUAAGCUUAGCCACAUCCUCAAAUUUGAGCAUUUCGCAGUACUGCUCAACGAUUCUCGAUAUGUCCAGAUUUGCACUUCUGUUCUUUCCAAGAACGCAGAAGACUAUACAGAUUGCAUUUACAACAGAAUGCUAGGACCCAGUGCCGGUUUCUGGAAAUAUUGCUCGAACUUUAACGACAGCUAUCGAGAUGCUUAUUCCUGCAACGCAACUGACUAUAACACAGUGAUGCUAUCCUCGUUUUCCUACAUGCUGAAAAUACUGAGAAAGGUCAUCGGCAGCAAGACAGAGCGUCUUAAGGAAUUGCCCCUCUCAGUGGGAGCGUUGUUUAAGAAGUUCUAUCGAGUUUUCAACUUGGAUAUCUACCAUCCGAUCUUGAGGAUCGUCAAAGAGCUGACGCCAUUCAAAAACAAGAGGUGGAAAUCGGAACAUAUGGAGCUAAUAUCCGGCGUGUUCCUUUACGAGCGCCUAGAAUUGGUCGACAACUGGGUUACCGGGAAGGACAUUUCCGGAGAGCUAAGCGACGCUUGCGGACAAGAGAUAGCUCUUAGGGCUUUGCUGCAAUUCUACAACUUCUUGCACUACGAAAAGGCGAUGGGUGAUUUAGGCUAUAGCCAGCGCAAUAGCGCUAAUACAUCAUUACUUAAUAGAGAAGCUGAAUAUAUAGGCAUGUAG